Psylliodes chrysocephalus is the source of this 969-nucleotide messenger RNA. Lineage: Eukaryota; Metazoa; Arthropoda; Insecta; Coleoptera; Chrysomelidae. The record is from the annotation of a GenBank genome assembly.
AUGACAUUGCAGACAAACUCUGAAAUCAAUUUAACCCAACAGUUGCUUGAAAAAGUUCUUUCUGACGGCGAUUUUGUUGAAACAUCGAAUCUUUUUAGUAAAGAAACGUUUUCUGACCAUACUUUCCAGAGUCCAGAUUAUGGAACAGACAAUUUUUUUUCUGAAGAUCAUGACAAUCUUUUAACGCAGUUAGAAAAAAACAAAAUGCCCGACUUUAUUUUUAAAGAAGGCCUAAAAUUUAUUGCUGGAUAUGUAGCUUAUAGAUUUAAAAACGAAUAUUCAAAUUUAAAAUUGAGUGCACCGAAAACAUUUUGUCAAACAACUCAUACCCCCGAUUGGAUCGAGUUUAUAUCUGGAGGCAACCUUAUAUACCCAAGUGAAGAAAUUAAAACAUCGAGAUCUGUUAUGUUUGCCAUCAGCGGAUCUGGUGAAAUGGGCAAGAAAAGGCAGCCAAAUUUUCGAAGAAAAUAUAACGACACCGAAUCAGAGGGAGUAGCAAGAAAUUCACCAAAUGUAAAAAGCGACGGAGAAAAACCAGGUGUGGAAGAUUUUGAGGAAGACAUAAAUUUAUUCGAAGAAUCUGAGGAAGACGACGAAAAUUUACCACUGAUCAAUAAAAAUUUCUCAAAAGAUUUGAAAUCUGUGGAGUAUGAAGAAGUGAAGUGGGAGGAUUUGCAGGAAGACACAUUUAUCCUAGCAAAAUUCUCUGGAAUAGGCAAGCGCUCCAAUAAUAAAUAUAAAUAUGUUUGCGUAGUUCAAAAGAAGGAUGAAGAUGAUGGUGAAAUUGCCAUUAUAGGGCUCAAGUCAUUAGACGAAACCUGUUCUGACUUCUACAUCAACGAGAUGAUUGUAUCUUAUAUUACAAUUGAUAAUGUGACUGCUAUUCUUCCUAAACCCGUUACAAAAUUUGUGGGACGUAAAAUGAUUUACUCGUUUCCUGGUAAAGUAGACAUUUUCGAAAAAUCUUAG